UGGGAAAACUGAUAAGUCAGAAGAAUAAAUGGCUUAAGAUGUGAUCAUAAAUAUGCUCAAAAGAUCACAUAGUAUCAUUGGAGCUGCAGUGGCAGUUACCUUGUCACUAGCAGCCAUAACCCUCAAUAUUGGAUAUGUUACCGCAAUUAGCAGGGCGGUGACAAACCCAGCAUUAGGUGCGGAUCUGCCAAAUCCACCGAAACCUGAAAUUGAACAUGCUGAAGAAACCGAAAUUGAUCAAUCACAAGGAGUACGCAGUCUCGAUGACGAAAUUGCCAACCAUGAAAUACUUGACCUAGGAAGGCAAGAAGACUUCUUUUUGGCGAACAAAGGCAAAAAAUGUGACGUCCUGAUGGAAGAUGUAAUCGAUGUAGCACUGGAACCACGUGAUAUGUUAAAGACGCAGCAGUUUAUCGGAAGUAUCACACCAGCAGAAUUGAGAUUGUAUUUGCCAGAUCGUCUUAAAAGCGGUGAAAAACCAGGCAAACUGUUUGCUCGGUUUUCACUCGGUGCUAUAGUGACGCCACUGGAAACGGUAAAUUCAUCAAGAGAUUGUUUCCGAAUGUUUUAUAAAAAGCAGCCCAUACUCUUCUGUGCCAAGGAUACGAACCAUAGAAACUUCUGGAUGCAUACAAUAGUCAAGGCUAAAUUCUGUCAUACAGCACAUGCAGUGCUAAGUAAGGCUUCCACACCAGAUGAGCACGCGGAACCUGCUAAAUUGCCCGAUCUUUCUACUAAACAAAAACGACUCAAAGAUCUUCUAUACCCAAAGAGCGUCUCCGAAGAUGCUAUCGUCGCACCGCACCACGAUAAUAACAUUACCAAUAUAGAUAUCAAGGGCGUAGGCUCGGGAGAGCCAGAGAUUUAUCUAAAUGGCGAAGUAGUUGAAAAACAAAAUAAGAAUAAGCAACCAAAGGAGCUUUCAAAGGAACAAAACGAAACUCGGGUGGAAUCAGCCCUAGUUUCUUGAUAUCGCAAUGUGACAGAAAUGGCACUGAGACUAGACCCAGAUCUCCCUCAUAGACACGCCUCCAAUUCGUGUGAAGCAUUACAAAAUGAUAUGGUGGAAUGUUACAAAGCGUCACGAUGCUGCAAAGAGCUUCAGA
Babesia bovis T2Bo is the source of this 1106-nucleotide messenger RNA. Its product is annotated as putative integral membrane protein. The record is from RefSeq and is a predicted model, not a curated record. The transcript has 8 exons. Lineage: Eukaryota; Apicomplexa; Aconoidasida; Piroplasmida; Babesiidae. The coding region runs from base 53 to 970 and encodes 305 amino acids.